AUGUGUUUCUUGCUGUUUGCAUCUGGAGAAGAAAGCUACCCAUUGACCCCUCUGAAUCGCAAUUGCGACCCAUCUGGAGAGAGCAUCGAUGAUCUGUGGAGUGUUAUGGACACUGAAGAGACUGAGUCCACUGAUACCCAUAAAACCAUGGUGAUCACAUCCGGUACAGUCAUGGACACCAAGCCCACAAUCAAUAUAUGUUCAAGCACAGCAAUCAUGUCUGUGGGUGAGGAGGUAGACCCUGUCCCCAUGGAUACUGCUGUUGUUAGAGCUGCAGGAUCCAGUCUGGGUACAUGCCCUGUCACAGAUCUUGUUUACCUAGACACCCCUUCAUUUCAUCAUUUCAUGUGUGAGCAAGCAAAGGAGUGCAAUGAACUCAUGAAAACCUUUGAGGAAACAUGCCUAACUAUCGAAAAGAAAUACAACUUAACACUGGCCGAGGUACAACAGGAGCUGGAAGACAAAACUCGAUCACUCAGUGCAUACAAGGAACAUGUAGGGAAGGAACUUCAUGUCUGUGACACAACUAUACAGGAGCAAUGGACAUUGCUCGAAAGCCUUGACCAGAAUGUUAGGAUGCUUCAAACUGCACUAGACCAUGAAUUUACUAGAUUAGAUGUGGAGAUCAGACAACUCAGCACUGUAGUCAAAGAAGAACCUCAUGCAAGCAUGAGUGUGGGCACUGAAAGACUUUCUGGAACACUUCUUAGGGAAGCCACAGUUGGCUCAGUUGCAGAAGAAGUUGUCCAGAUGCUAAGAAGUGGUACUGCAGAGCCUCUUUACAGUACACCUUCCCCACACCACAAAGUUAACUCCAGGAAGCAUUGCCAGUCAACUACAGUGAAACAGGAGAUCUUGAAUGAUCAAGAGAGUAAUGAUAAUCUGGCAAUUACAAGGGAUGAAGACUUCCUUGCCUAUGAACUACCUCCACAUGAGGUGGUAAUGGAUUUUACUGAAGGCAACAGUCCAGGCCCCAAUCUCCCCAACUUGCAAUGGGACUUCUCAAGCCCAGUUUCAUCAGUUUGGAACCAAACCAUUAUUGGUAUUUUUCUAAAUGAGUUGCAUGCAAAACCCAACUGGCUAGAAAGGAAUCCCAGCAUUGCAUCAGAUGAAGAAUUUCAGUGGAUGCAGGUCAUCAUACAUGGUGUAUAA
Messenger RNA from Pisolithus orientalis, 1152 nucleotides. RefSeq lists its product as uncharacterized. The transcript is spliced from 6 exons. NCBI's taxonomy places the organism in Eukaryota, Fungi, Basidiomycota, Agaricomycetes, Boletales, Pisolithaceae. The coding region runs from base 1 to 1152 and encodes 383 amino acids. The record is from RefSeq and is a predicted model, not a curated record.